Lates calcarifer (barramundi perch) is the source of this 1594-nucleotide messenger RNA. RefSeq names its product gem (nuclear organelle) associated protein 8 (gene gemin8). The coding region runs from base 160 to 753 and encodes 197 amino acids. The transcript is spliced from 4 exons. Gene Ontology annotation, cellular component: SMN complex. Lineage: Eukaryota; Metazoa; Chordata; Actinopteri; Centropomidae. The record is from RefSeq and is a predicted model, not a curated record. Gene Ontology annotation, biological process: spliceosomal snRNP assembly.
GCGCCACAGAGCCAGCAGUUAUUUUUCUGUGGCUCAAAGGCUGCUGGGAAGUUUUCUCUCAGGAAGCAGAUAAAAAUCCGACAUCACAGAGGUUUACGGAUGGUUUAACGUUAGCAAAGUUAGCAGUGAGAUCCACAGAGGUGCAGGGACCCUCUAAAUAUGGAGGACAUAAGCACUGUGAUGUCCUGGUUUUCCAGCCCCGUGUACAGCCGCUACUGGCAGCACUACCAGCAGGCUAUGGCCUGGCACCAGAAACACAGGCGUGCCUACCGAAAGGCCUUGGAGGCCGCCUACGGCCCGGGCUACUGCCAGGAGCAGUAUCCCGGCGGCCGCCAGCGCUACGCAGACUGGCACGCCGGAGAGAGCGACAGCGAGGAUGGGGAUGAGGAGAGCAGCUCGGACAGCGAGAUUGAGUGUGACGUGAGCAACAUGGAGAUCAGUGAGGAGCUACGGCAGUACUUCGCCCAGACUGAGAAACACAGAGAGGAGCUGAAGAAGCAGCAGCAGAUGGAGGCCGAGCAGCACGACAGCUACGUGCCGGCUGACCAGGAUUUUCACGGCGUCUCCUGGCGGAGCACGGCGGCCCCUCCCUCUGAGCGUCCCGGCGAAAGACGUGGGGCAGAGAUGAAGAAGCUGUACGGCCAGGACGCAGCCAAGAUCCUGGCCAUGGAGGCUGCGAUGCAGCUCACAUUCGACAGGAACUGUGACCUCAAGCAGCCCAAGUACUGGCCCGUUAUCCCGCUGAAACUGUAACGGUCGCAGGUAGAGCUGUAAACUGAUUGGGAGGAGAUCCCUGCCCUGAUCUCUCAGUGAGACAGCAGCUUUGUCGUGUAAUGGAUUGCGGCUGACGAGGCUGCUGAUGUAGAACUAAUGGUUUGGGUUAGCUCAGGGUUAGAAGUUAUUUUCGGCACUAAAAAGUUGCAGAAAUUAGCUGAGCUUCUGCUUAGCCAGACGCGAAUGUCACUGACCUGUCAGCUGCUACUCCAAAUGAACACUUAUGGUUGUGAUAAUACAUAUAAUUCUGGAUUUUAAGUUGUUUUUAAUUUAUUUCAGAAAAACACAAGCACAUUGUACUGCCCUACAUUCUUAGAGGCAUUUUAGGACAAAAACCUCAAAAUAAUAAAUAAUGCCAGCUGAGGGUCAGAAGUACAGUAAAACCACCGCUGUAGGUGAUGUAAAUAUAUUCAAACAACAUGUGCCUGCGUGUUUCCUCCUAAUCUGUUUGUGUUUACCCUGUAGCUUGGUGAUGUUUCAUGCUGCAGUAGCUCCUCUUAUGCCUGUCAACACAGUUUAACCACAAAACCAGUUCUCAACCCUCUCCUCUGUUCAUAUUCACAAGCGUUCCUGCAUGGCUGCCGCUGAUAUUCCACUUUUCGACAAACACGAAGAGUGAUUUGUUGUCGUUACUUCUCAGGCAGGCCGCCCUGACUCUGACAUUUUGUCGGGUUCAAAGCCAGUCAUGUGGUUUUUCAGGGAUGUUGACUAUUCUGUUUUAUCUUGCGCUCGCACCACCCUGCACCUCUGUUGAUUUUAAACCGAAGGGUGUUUUAAUAUGAAUUCUGUUUAUAAUAAAGUGUUAUAUGUCUGGAUAAAA